AUGUUCCUCCCCCCAUCCCCCGCAAGCUUUGUGCGCAGCCGCAGCUUCUUCGGCCUGUCAGUGCUAAGCAGACAGACUUCUUGGCCAUGUGUCCCCCCAGUCAGCGUUCAUCAUGGGGCCAGGGGCAUGUCCUGCCUCUAUGGCGCGUGGCUGUACCAUCUUGUCCAUGGGGAACAGAUGAAGAUCUGCUUUGCUUGCUUCAAGGCAGCUUUCCUGUUGAAUAAACUCUACCUGGAGAUGGGAGACUGGCAAGAGGAAGAAGAGGAGGAAGAGGAAGAUGCUGAGCAGGAGCCAGAGCCUGAGCAGGAUGCAUGGCGGGGUUUGGGGCCCCUUUAUGUGCCACAGAGUGUCUCUGAAGGAUCUGGGGUCCUGCUGCCAACCCCUGCGUGGACACAGGAUGUACUAUUCUCCAUUUAUGUGCCUACUGAGCUCUUUCCUCAGGAAGCCGUGCCCCUGGAUCUGGGUCCUGAGGAUGCUGAGUGGACCCAGGCCCUUCCCUGGAGAUUUGAUGGGCCCUUUCCCUGCUUACACCAGCUCAUCCCUCCUCUGACUUGGUGGGAUAUUUUUGAUGUGAUGCCAUCUCCUGGGCAACCUGUGUUGUUGGAGUUGAGAUGCAACUGGCCCUUGGACCAGACAGUAGNACAAUCCUGGUUGCAAUACCAGAAGUUCGUCCUCCUGUUGGAUGGUGUCCACUCUAUGUGCCAC
Mus pahari (shrew mouse) is the source of this 705-nucleotide messenger RNA. Its product is annotated as testis-expressed protein 19.1-like. NCBI's taxonomy places the organism in Eukaryota, Metazoa, Chordata, Mammalia, Rodentia, Muridae. The record is from RefSeq and is a predicted model, not a curated record. The transcript has 2 exons. Gene Ontology annotation, cellular component: nucleus; cytoplasm. Gene Ontology annotation, biological process: male gonad development; spermatogenesis; placenta development. The annotation marks the transcript as partial.